AGCUAGAAAAGCAAUUUAACAAAAAAGCAAUAAAGACGCUAGACUUUCUGAUGGCGAUGGCUCACCACUCGUUUCUCAAGUUAAUUAUGGGGCAGACCCUGUCGGAGCCCGUUACCACGAAGGACACGGCCUCUUGCUCCAAUGCUAGCUUCCGUGUGGGCUCCAGCUGCAUGCAGGGGUGGCGCCUCGAUAUGGAGGACGCGCACACCCACAUCCUCUCCCUGCCGGACGAGCCGCAGGCAUCCUUUUUCGCUGUCUACGAUGGGCAUGGUGGUGCAACGGUGUCCAAGUUUGCGGGAAAGAACUUACACAAGUUUGUGACUCAACGACCGGAGUAUCGCGAGGAUACUCGCUUGGCUCUCAAGAAGGCCUUCCUAGACUUCGAUCGCGAGAUCCUUAUGAAUGGGUCUUGGAAUGACCAGAUGGCCGGCUCCACGGCCGUGGUUGUUUUGAUUCGAGAGCGGCGACUUUACUGCGCCAACGCCGGCGAUUCCCGGGCCAUAGCCUGCAUCUCCGGCGCCGUUCAGGCACUCUCCGUGGAUCACAAGCCCACCGAUGAGGCCGAGUCCAGGCGAAUUCUAGCCGGCGGGGGUUGGGUGGAGUUCAACCGGGUCAACGGCAAUCUGGCCCUUUCCCGUGCACUCGGCGAUUUCAUGUACAAGAAAAACGCUCAAAAGCGACCUGAGGAUCAAGUCGUGACCGCCGAUCCGGACGUGGAAGUCCGCGACAUCACCGAGGACUGGGAGUUCGUCGUGCUGGCCUGCGACGGCAUCUGGGAUGUGAUGACCAACGCCGAGGUCUGCCAGUUUGUGCGCAGUCGCAUUGCCGCUGGCAUCGUGCCGCCCGAGCGGAUCUGCGAGGAGUUGAUGGACGCUUGCCUGGCCCCCGACGGACAGCUUAGCGGUCUGGGUGGCGACAAUAUGACCGUGAUUUUGGUCUGCUUCCUACACAACAAAAGCUACGAGGAGUUGGUCGUCCGUUGCGGCGGCAACCGCAAACCGACGCUGGAAAGUGCCGGGGACAUCAAGGAUCAUCCAUCCAGCGUGAAGCUGUCUCUUCAUGAUCUUGAAUAAUGUUUACUUUCGAGUUCACUUAAUUUAUAUGACAUUUUUCGGCCCCGGACAUUUGCAGAAAAUUGGGUUAGGACUGUCU
Molecule: messenger RNA, 1152 nt
Organism: Drosophila bipectinata
Lineage: Eukaryota; Metazoa; Arthropoda; Insecta; Diptera; Drosophilidae
Gene: Ppm1
Product: Ppm1
Biological process (GO): protein dephosphorylation
Molecular function (GO): cation binding; protein serine/threonine phosphatase activity
Source: RefSeq, a predicted model, not a curated record